Molecule: messenger RNA, 281 nt
Organism: Paraglomus brasilianum
Lineage: Eukaryota; Fungi; Glomeromycota; Glomeromycetes; Paraglomerales; Paraglomeraceae
Source: the annotation of a GenBank genome assembly
GGCGUGCUGGAAAGCCUGGCGCGGCAAUCACUUAUUUUACAAAGGAUGAUGCGCCAUAUCUCAAGAGUAUCGUUAACGUAAUAAAAGAAUCGGGUUGCGAAGUGCCUGACUGGAUGUUACAAUUGAAGAACCCGUCGCAAGAUUCAAAAAAGAAGCUACGGAGGAAGCCGAUCGAACGCAAGAGCAUAAACACAAGAUCAAAAUAUGAUCUAUUCAAGAUAAAACACAAAAGGGAACUUAUUGAAGCGUCAAAGAAAAGGAAACUGCAACAAAAAAAAUAA